UAGUGACCAACUAACAAUUUAACAUACGCACGCGUCAAGGUUUAUAAUUAGCAGCGGCUUUGAAAUAUAAACGUGUUUGCUCCGCUAGUAAAUUAAAAGCUACAAAAAAAGAUGGCCACACAAACGUCAAAAGGUGUUAGUAACAACUCAUACGAGUUGGAUCAAGAUAUGGAUGCACUAGAACCACCAAAUCCUGCAAAUAACAAGACUGAUUUUCAACUCGCCAAUAUGACUGAAGUCUGGUCGGAUGGCAAACUCGAUGCGAUAGAUCAACCGGAGAGCAAAUAUAAGCGCUUAGUAAGAAGGCUGCUCAUAUUUCUGAUACACGUUGCCGUUGUGGGUUACUUUUCCUAUGCCACCUAUCACUAUCAUGAUCUCACUCACUACCAUUGCAAAUAUUUCAUUGAUGAGACGGUGUGUGGCAUACAAUUUUGUACCGGAUAUGGUAUGCUGGUGCUUCUGUUUGGCUUCAUCUACCUGGGCCUGUUCUACUUCUACAUAUUUAAGCCCACAGUGGGCAGGCGACUGCACCGGAAAUUCCUGCAGCCGGCGUCAAGAAUAUGGCACAAGAUCAGCAGAAUGCGCAUCGUGUCAGCAGCUAUAAUAAGCCUUCUACUAGCAGGUCUUGCGGUUUUCCUCUAUUUCGAAACCAGAGAUGAGCCACAAAAACUGAUGUCCCUCGUGGCUCCCUGCGUGUUUAUCCUCAUCGGCUAUAUCUUCUCGACAAAACGCAGUGCUAUUAAAUGGCGCAUUGUGAUUACAGGCAUUACGUGCCAGUUCCUCCUUGGGAUUUUAUGCAUACGCUGGGAAGUUGGUCGGGCGAUUUUUAGAUGUCUCGGCGAUAAGGUGGCCACCUUUCUGGGCUAUGCGACGGAUGGCGCCCGAUUUGUGUUUGGCGAUACCCUCAUCAAUGAAAAUGUGUUCGCCUUUGCCAUACUGCCGGUCAUCUUCUUUUGCAGCUUCUUCAUCUCAGUUCUUUAUUAUUUGGGCGCUAUGCAGUGGAUUGUAAUGAAGCUCGGAUGGAUAUUGCAGUCGAUAUUGGGUACCACGGUAUGCGAGAGCGUGAUUGCCGCAGCGAAUAUCUUUCUGGGAAUGUCCGAGAGCCCAUUGCUUAUACGGCCAUACAUAGUUAAGCUGACGCAUAGCGAGAUACAUGCCAUUAUGGUUUCGGGCUUCUGUACAGUCUCAGGCACUGUCCUGGCAGCUUAUCUGUCAUUUGGAGCUUCCACUGCUCAUUUGAUAACAUCUUCAGUAAUGGCUGCACCGGCUGCUCUGGCUUUUGCAAAGCUCUACAUGCCCGAAACCGAGAAGAGUCAAACGUCCAGCGACUCGAUACAACUCGAGAAAUCUACCGACUCAUCUCUACUGGAUGCUGCCUCCAAUGGUGCCACCAAUGCUAUACAAAUUGUCCUUGGAAUUAUAGCUAAUAUUGUUGCUUUUAUCGCCUUCGUUGCUUUCCUGAAUGGCUUAGUCAACUGGUUGGGUGAACGUGUAGGGCUUGAAGACAUUGAUUUUGAAUGGAUUUUUUCAAAAUUAUUUAUUCCUCUAGCAUGGGCAAUGGGUGUUCCUAACCAGGACUGUGACAAAAUAGCGAAGGUGGUAGCCACCAAGACCAUCAUCAACGAGUUUGUGGCCUACGAGAGGCUGGGCGAGUAUAUAAAAAACAAUCAAAUUACCGCACGGAGUGCUGGCAUUGCCACUUUUGCCAUUUGCGGCUUCGCCAAUCCCAGCUCCUUGGGGAUUCUGAUUGGCUCCCUGAGCGCAAUGGCACCCACUAGACGAUUAUCAAUAACAACGGUCGCCAUACGGGCCUUCAUUGUAGGCAGCAUUGUUUGCUUUAUAUCUGCAAGUUUUGCUGGUAUACUCAUACAAGAGGAGGAAGAAAGCGAGUCCUAUGCGAAAAUAAUACAACAAUUGUCCAUGAAAAACGCCACAAAAGCAAUGGGGUAGCACCAUAUUUUUAAUGUCUAAGAGCUAUAUAAAUCACAAUCCUGAAAAUACAUAUAUUUAUAAAAAUCGACAAACAAA
Messenger RNA from Scaptodrosophila lebanonensis, 2028 nucleotides. It is a transcript of the gene CNT2, whose product is annotated as sodium/nucleoside cotransporter 1. Lineage: Eukaryota; Metazoa; Arthropoda; Insecta; Diptera; Drosophilidae. Gene Ontology annotation, biological process: nucleoside transmembrane transport. The transcript is spliced from 9 exons. The record is from RefSeq and is a predicted model, not a curated record. Gene Ontology annotation, cellular component: membrane. The coding region runs from base 112 to 1950 and encodes 612 amino acids. Gene Ontology annotation, molecular function: nucleoside:sodium symporter activity.